Frankliniella occidentalis (western flower thrips) is the source of this 2537-nucleotide messenger RNA. Its product is annotated as aminopeptidase N. Gene Ontology annotation, molecular function: zinc ion binding; peptide binding; metalloaminopeptidase activity. The transcript has 7 exons. NCBI's taxonomy places the organism in Eukaryota, Metazoa, Arthropoda, Insecta, Thysanoptera, Thripidae. Gene Ontology annotation, cellular component: cytoplasm. Gene Ontology annotation, biological process: peptide catabolic process; proteolysis. The record is from RefSeq and is a predicted model, not a curated record. The annotation marks the transcript as partial.
GUGGAGCCGUCUUGGCUGAUCCUAGACCAGUUUGUGGUGAGCGAGGUGCAGAUGGUGUUCGGCCUGGACGCGCUGCAGUCCUCGCACCCGGUGUCGAUCGAGGUCGGCAACCCGGAUGAAAUCAACGAGAUCUUCGACCGCAUCUCCUACGCCAAGGGCGCCUCCAUCAUCCGCAUGAUGGACCACUUCCUGACGACGCGCGUGUUCACCACGGGGCUGACGCGCUACCUGCGCGCGCGCUCCUACUCGUCGGCGACGCAGAACGACCUGUGGGACGCGCUGACGGAGCAGGCGCACCGCGACCGCGCGCUGCCCGCCGACGUGACCGUGCGCGACGUCAUGGACACGUGGACGCUGCAGACGGGCUACCCCGUCGUGACCGUGACCCGGAACUACGCCGCGGGCUCUGCCCGCCUCGAGCAGAGGCGCUUCGUGCUGCGCGGCAUGAACGCCACCCAUGGGACGGACCCGCUUUGGUGGGUGCCCAUCACGUUCACGACGCAGGCGUCCCCCGACUUCCAGACGACGCGACCCAGCCACUGGAUGCGCCGCGAUCGAACCCUCGCGCUCGACUCGAUCGGCGCCGACGCCAACCAGUGGGUCAUCUUCAACGUGCAGGAGACGGGCUUCUACCGCGUCAACUACGACAAGACCAACUGGCGGCUGCUCGGGCGCGCGCUCCGGGACCCGGCCGCGCUGCGGGUGAUCGCCGCCACCAACCGGGCCCAGCUGUUGGACGACGCCAUGAACCUGGCGAGGGGCGGCGUCCUGGACUACGAGACGGCCCUGGACGUCACCCGGUACCUGCGUUACGAAAAGGAGUACCUGCCGUGGAAGGCCGCGCUCAACGCGCUCGGCUACAUCGACAGCAUGAUGGUGGACAGCGGUCACUACGAUAAGUUCAAGACGUACGUGAUGAGCCUGCUGCUGCCCCUGUACACGGACGUGGGCAUGCGCGAGCAGCCCGGCGAGCCCCUGCUGCGGGUGCUCACCCGGGUGUCGCUCAUGUCCUGGGCGUGCAACUUCGGCCACGAGGACUGCGUCGACACGGCCUUCGACAUGUUCUCGCAGUGGCGCAGGGCGGCCGACCCGGACAAGGAGAACCCGAUCCCGGCCAACCUCAAGCCCGUCGUCUACUGCACCGCGCUGCGCAAGGGCGGCCAGGCCGAGUGGGACUUCGCGUGGGAGCGCUACCUCCGCACCAACGUGGGCUCGGAGAAGGACCUGCUCCUCAACGCGCUCGGCUGCACCCGGGAGACGUGGAUCCUGGGCCGCUUCCUGGAGCGGGCCAUGACGGACAGCUCGGGCAUCCGCAAGCAGGACGUGCCGCGCGUGUUCAGCUCCGUGGCCGGCAGCGUCGUCGGCCAGCCCCUCGCCGUGCAGUACCUGCGGGACAAGUGGGAGCGCGUCCUGCGCUACAUCGGCACGUCGACGUUCAUGAUCAACAACCUCGUGCGGAGCACCUUCAAGCGGAUCAACGGGAAGUACGAGCUGAUGGACCUGAAGCGCUUCGCCGAGGACAACAAGCGGGAGCUGGGCACGGCCACCAGACAGGUGAUGCAGUCCAUCGAGCAGGCGGAGGCCAACAUCGAGUGGAUGGACAAGAACUUCAACACCAUCGUGUGGUGGCUGGGCAACACCACCGCCUCGAGCUAAGGACGGGUACAAGCGGGAGCGGGGCACGGCCACCAGGCAGGUGAUGCAGUCCAUCGAGCAGGCGGAGGCCAACAUCGAGUGGAUGGACAAGAACUUCAACACCAUCGUGUGGUGGCUGGGCAACACCACUGCCUCGAGCUAAGGACGGGUAUUAUGCCGCGGAGGCACGGGGAAGUCGCGACAUGCAAGUGAUUUGCUUAGGGAGGGGUGUUGUCAUUCACUGCCCUGGUCCGUAAUCUCCUUUUUUUCGGACAGAUAGGAAGUGAGGCGAUGUGGGCAAAGCCGGUUCAAGUGGAUACAAGAGAUGAUUAACAAUGAUUACAAUGUAGUGGGUACUAAGUCUUAAAGCAGCACCCUCUACUUGUUAUUUUCUUUUCCAUCCGCCUACUAUGGUCAGCUUUACGUUGUUUAUGAGAUCAGAGCCACAUGAGUGAUAAUUAUGAAUACAAUAACUGAAUUUUUUAUCGGUUAUUUGCCUUGCCAAGUCAACAACUUACUUAUUACUACAAUUAGUUAUAGAAACCAAAUAUUUAAUUUAAACAUGAUUAGAUGUGUUGAAGCAGGCUUUAAUGCAGAAAAGAUUACCAAAGAGUUAAUAAAACCUCUUAUCCUAUACCUUGUAAAUAAUUUUUAAAGAAAUGAUUUUGUCUGCACAUGUAAAUAAAUUCCCUUGUUGAAUAUCACAAUAACAUAAUAGCAGUUAGCUCUCUUAGCUCUUUCAGUGCGGAGCAUAGAUCUCUGUUUUUUUUGUUUUAUCGGUUUAAAUAUUUUAGAAACUUCUAAUGUAAUCUAAUUCUCUUUGUGCUUAGAAAUUAAAAUUAUUUAUUGGGUUGUUGAGAACUUUGUAGCGUAUAUUUAAAAUAAAUGUCUUACUCAACCAA